This is a messenger RNA of Vigna radiata var. radiata (mung bean), 611 nucleotides long. Its product is annotated as dihydroneopterin aldolase 1-like. Gene Ontology annotation, molecular function: dihydroneopterin aldolase activity. The coding region runs from base 1 to 342 and encodes 113 amino acids. Gene Ontology annotation, cellular component: cytoplasm. The transcript has 3 exons. NCBI's taxonomy places the organism in Eukaryota, Viridiplantae, Streptophyta, Magnoliopsida, Fabales, Fabaceae. Gene Ontology annotation, biological process: folic acid-containing compound metabolic process. The record is from RefSeq and is a predicted model, not a curated record.
AUGCACUCGUGGGGAGACAAACUCGUACUGAGGGGAUUGUCAUUCCAUGGCUUUCAGGGAGCAAAGCCAGAAGAAAGGAAACUAGGCCAGAAGUUCGUGGUAGAUAUAGAUGCUUGGAUGGAUCUUGCAGCUGCUGGAAAAACUGAUCACUUAUCAGAUACACUCAGUUACACAGCAAUAUAUGAUAUAGCCAAGGAAAUUCUUGAAGGGUCACCUCACAACCUUCUGAAAUCAGUGGCCCAAAAAAUUGCAAUAACUAUUCUCACAAAUCAUAAUGAAAUUUUUGUCGUUCGAGUGAAGGUUGGAAAGCCUCAUGUGGCAGUUCGAGGUCCAGUUGAGUAAUUAGGCGUUGAGACUUAUAGACGGGGAGCAACUUAUAGACGGAGGAGCGAUUUGUGAGGCUAAACUUUCAUAUUUGUUUUUAGGACUACCUUUUUGGGUCUCUCCACACUUAGCAUGGCCGAUAUUUUUUUUUUUUUUUUAUCCUAUUCUUCGUUGAGAGUGUCUUUGGUUGAGAGGACACUAAUACAUCACCAAAUUUGUUUAUUAUUCGUUAAGAGUGCAUUUGGUUACAUAGGUUAUAUAAAUAAGUAACUUAGACGGGAAAUAAA